This is a messenger RNA of Sclerotinia trifoliorum, 2056 nucleotides long. The record is from the annotation of a GenBank genome assembly. Lineage: Eukaryota; Fungi; Ascomycota; Leotiomycetes; Helotiales; Sclerotiniaceae.
AUGCUGAUACGGUAACACUGACAGUAACAAAGGUAUAUACCAAUUCCUCAUUCAUACUACUUCCCCUCCUUUUCUUUUCCCUUUUCAAUUAGAUCAACAUAUAUCUUGUGAUUGUGCGCAAAUCAAGCUAAAGAUCAAGCUCCGGAAGCUUAGCUUCUGCCUCAAGUCUAGUGUCCGGCGCACGGCACUCGCCCUUUUACCUCGUCCGAGUGAACAGGUUUUUUUUCCUUUUACCUUCUUGUCUCUCAAGUUGAACUUUAUAUCCAACGUUCUUUAAACCUGCAGGUCAUUGAUACAAUAAUUCAUUAGACCUUCUCGUUCUCAUACUGCAAACAGCCUGAUAUAUCACAAUGGCUUCCUACCUUCCCGGUGCCAUAACCAUACCCAUAACAAAAAGUACAGAUUACUUGAAGAGUGCAAUUGGUGGCUUGACUUGGGGUCCUGUCCUUUCUCUCUCAAAGACUGUUGUCACUUCAUUAUUCGGUCGAAUUGAGCGUGGUACACUACUUGUUACUGAUGUCGAAACUGGAACCACAACAUGUUACGGGGCGAAGAUUUCCAAAGAACCCAAGACCAACGGCGUCAAUGGCCAUUAUUCCUCGAGGAUAGCUGGUGCAGCAAGAAAGAUAGAAUUGAGGGUUAUCAAUCAAGCAUUUUGGGUGCGAUUAUUCUUAUUUGCUGACAUGGGCUUCGCGGAGGCGUAUAUGUUGGGAGAAGUUGAAUGUGAUGAUUUGACUGGAUUUUUUGAGGUAUGAUAAGUUUCUACUACUGGUGACUGGGUCUUAUACUAACUCCCUCUUGGUAGCUUUUUAUCCAAAAUCGCAAUCAACUCGCAAAUGCAACAACCCUAACCUCAUCUAUCGCCGCUACCAUCACAGGACUUGCCCGAAGUACGAAUACUCUCUCCAAUUCUCUCCUUAAUGUUUCCGCGCAUUACGAUAUUUCUAAUGAAAUGUUCGCCGCAUUUCUCUCGGAAGAUAUGACAUAUUCAUGUCCAAUAUGGAAACCCAUUUCUAGCACCUCUUUCGAGUUUGAAGAAGAAACUCUUGAAGAAGCACAGAAUACGAAACUCGAUCGAUUCAUAGAUGGAGCGCGAAUCAAAUCCACAGAUCACGUCUUAGAAAUCGGAACUGGAUGGGGCUCAUUUGCUAUCCGAGCCGUUCAACGAACAGGGUGUCGUGUGACAAGUUUAACAUUAUCGAUUGAACAAAAAGCUUUGGCUGAAAAGCGCAUAUAUGCAGCUGGUUUCGCGGACAGAAUCGAAGUGAAACUUAUGGAUUAUCGAGCCUUACCUAUCCCAAAACAACCUUAUGAUAAAAUAAUCUCAAUAGAGAUGCUUGAAGCUGUCGGGGCAGAAUAUCUCGAAACAUAUUUCUCCUGUAUUCAUCGACUAUUGAAACCCGAUGGAAUCGCUGUAUUCCAGUGCAUUACCAUGCCAGAAGGUCGAUACGAAGCAUACGCAAAGGGGGAGGAUUUUAUUAGAAAGUACAUCUUCCCAGGUGGACAUCUUCCUUCCAUUACUCAAUUAAUUGAUAAUAUUACCAAAGCCUCAGAAGGAACAUUGGUGGUAGAAAAGGUAGAAAACAUCGGAGGACACUAUGCGAAAACAUUACGAUUAUGGAAAGAAAAGUUCCUAACGAGUUUCGAAACGAGGAUUAGACCUGCGUUGAUGGCAGAACAUGAAGGGAUGGGUAAGAGAGAGGUUGAAGUGUUUAGAAAGAAGUGGGAGGUUCGUAUAACAUUUCCCUUGUAUAAACUUUGUUCCGAAGGUCACAUGCUAACACCGUCUCUCUCUCUUAUAAUAGUAUUAUUUCACAUAUUGCGAAGCGGGAUUCGCGACAAAGACACUAGGAGAUGCGAUAAUUACGGUUGGAAGAGAGGGAGCUUUGGAAUUGAUGCAUGGUAUACCCUUAUAAGCUUUGAGAUUUGCUUCAUAUUGCGGGUUAUUCUUAUUUUGAGCGCUUGGAGUCGAUGGAUGAAGGGGUAACAAACGAAUUUUCUCUUCUCGCUAUAUUUUCAAAAAGUCAUAGAAGGAUUUGAUUGAUGUUGCUUUAGA